This is a messenger RNA of Lasiodiplodia theobromae, 2544 nucleotides long. RefSeq names its product Sugar transporter stl1. The transcript is spliced from 2 exons. Lineage: Eukaryota; Fungi; Ascomycota; Dothideomycetes; Botryosphaeriales; Botryosphaeriaceae. The record is from RefSeq and is a predicted model, not a curated record. Bases 1 to 2544 code for a protein of 847 amino acids.
AUGGACCAUAUCUCGACGCCUUCCCAACCAUAUCCGCACACCGAACGAAGGAUCCCGUACCUGGCUCAGUUCAAGCCGCGGCUUCGCUACGACUACCUUGGCUUCCAUGACUUCCCGUCACGCAAAAGGUUCGACGUCGACGAGUGGAUAGACGGACGCUUCCGACGAACGACCACCUAUGACGACGCGUUGGCACUUCUUCAAUCGUGGCUGUUCUUCGGGCUGCUUAUCGAAACUCUCAAGGAGGGGGACAUUGCGGUGCGCGUUGAUGACUUCCUCGAGCCAGCAGCAGCCAAGCACGGCGACAGCAGCUACAUCUCCAACAAAAAGCUUCUCCAAGUUUCAAAGAGGUGGGAGGUAAACAUCGCAGCUUUGACCGAGGAUUCCAGGAAGCAGAAGUGCGAAACGGUCCGGUCCUACCUUCGGUCAGCACGGGAAGUGUACUCCAGAAUCGAAUCUAUGAAGGAGUACGAGGGCGAGCCAGGGGCUCCACAUUGUCAUUUGUUUAGACCGGCUCAAUCCGACCAGUGCCCUUGCUCCAAUGCCCUGGAUGUCUGUGAGCUCUGUUCCGUGGCCGACGACGAGGUCUUACAUGCAUCGCUCAUCAUUGCUGCGGACCUCCUUGACACCUGGUCGAGCUACUUCCUGGAUGAUGCUCCGAGAUUCUCCUGGUCCCCCAGCAGAUAUCUGCGGUGGAGGCUAUUGAAAAGCGGGUGGUGUCGUCGAGAGGUGCACAUGUUGAUUGGUCAGGGUUACGGACCAUCCACGAUUUUCUACCUCGGCUCUACCAACCGUCAAGCCGUUCGCGCAGGCCACGAAACCUGGAUGUGCACCGAGAAUGAAUGUAUCACGGAGCAGUUGGAUAAAAGAAGAUACCGUACGAGGCACGCCGAUUUGUGCCCGCAGGACAAGACCUGUUUUGAGUUGGUGUUCGAAACGCCCUGGAACCGUCGACUGUCCGGACUGGUGAAAGCUGGCCAGACACCUGUAAUCACAGUAACGGAGACGUCAGAGAGGCCGUCAUUGCACGUUUCCAUCCUCUCGGCCCAAGGGACUAUCCAGAACGGCGGCGAUAAGCCGAUUGAGCUAUCGUCUGAGAGGCGUGCAGUUUUCUACGGUGACUGCAGCAUCCCGCAGACAACGAGGAGUCCAGGACGCUACGUUGCCAUAUCACACGUGUGGUCAGAUGGAAUGGGGAAUCCCAAGCGCAACGGAUUGCCGAAAUGUCAGCUAUUGCGCAUUCAGGGGUUGGUGAACGAUCUGUACCCUGACUCAACAGAGCCUAUUCCAUUUUGGAUAGACACCGUGUGUGUACCGCUACAACCGAGUGCGAGGUCGUCCGCGAUCAAAGCCAUGCGCUUCACCUAUAAGCAAGCAGACAAAGUCCUCGUAUUGGACAAUACGCUUUCCUCUCUGGAAAAGGGGACAACUGCAGUCGAAAUGUUUGCAAGAGUCAUGUCCAGCAGCUGGACACGUCGAUUGUGGACCUUUCAGGAAGCUGCGCUAGCAAAAAGCCUGCACUACCAACUCUCCGAUGUGGCCAUGACCUCCCGUGAGAUGUGGCACCACUGCUGUCAAAACUUUCUGCUGGACAAUCCUCAUUGGAGCGAACCAACUUCUACCGUUCCACUAGCCACAACACGCGGCAGCCGCGAUAAGGAUUACCACUACGCUUCCGACGAAGAAAUGCGAACCAGAGCCAGCUGGCUGGAUCCAGUCCUGCAACAGACCUUCUCGGCUGUUCAGGAUCUUGAAGAUUUUGCAGACGCUCGAAGGGCAAACCCUGAGUUUGGACAAGAUACCAUCGAGUAUCGCGACGCCUACGACCUGGAAGUCCUCAGUGGACCUCUCCGCUGGAGGAAGACUACGCGAAUGGAGGACGAGACGAUAUGCCUCUGCGGAAUACUAGACCGGCCGGUUGACGACCUUGUCGGAUUACGCGGUGAGGAACGGAUGAAGAAGUUCCUCGGGUCGUUCAAAGGCGUACCGACGAGCAUUCUGUUUCAACAAACAAGGUCGCGUCUGCAAGCAGAAGGAUGUCGAUGGAUGCCAUCGUCGUUUCUCGGCUCGGAGAACGAGGUGAUUUCCCUAACAGAAGGGUAUUCCAUACCAACACCUGAAGGGUUGAAAGUACAAAGCCCUGGGAUCUUGCUAUCCCCAGACUGGAAACAGGAGGAUGAACAAGGGCGUGGAAAAGUCAAUGUGGAAAUUUUUGGCCAAGAUUUCUACCUGACAAACGAUGGUUCAGACAUGGACGAGUACGGUGUUCCCGACGACUGGUGGGGUACCUUGGUGAGGAAGGAAAUGAAAGAAAUCGGAAUAAUCCUCCGUUACCCAAUCGAGGUUAUUCUUGAUGAAGGUUUACAAGGCUGCCCUGCAGUCAUUGUGACCAUGGAAAAGUCAAAACAGCAAGACGGUGCUUGCCGGAGAUGUAGGUUGGAGUAUGUGACAAUGCUCUACGUAGACGAUCCUGAAACGUCAAUGUGGAUUAAUGACCCAGUACCUUCGAGGUAUCAAGGGGACUUCAUGUGGCUUCUGCGUUAG